This is a messenger RNA of Thelazia callipaeda (thelaziosis nematode), 846 nucleotides long. NCBI's taxonomy places the organism in Eukaryota, Metazoa, Nematoda, Chromadorea, Rhabditida, Thelaziidae. The record is from the annotation of a GenBank genome assembly.
AUGACUAGUAGUGAACGUGAAAAACGUGAAGAAAUAGCGUGGAAAUUCCGAGAAAGUAAAGAGUUCGACUUGAAUGCUGGACGGAAUGCAUUUCGAUCGGAUACAAGCCAUGAAGAUUGCAAUAACGCUGAUGUAAUACUACGCCGAAAUAUGGCGAUGCGAUCAUUUAUGGAAUCAGUAGAUUCUGAUUUUCCACCCGCUCCAGAAUUGCCACCAUCAUUAAAUAUUGAUUUGCAAUACCCUGAAGAAGCUAUGAAAAAAAGCGAAACUACCGAAACUAUUAUUGAAAGAAAACCAAAGUCAUCAAUACAUGAAACCAUAAGCGGUACUCAAAAAUAUCCUAUGAUGGUACCUGGUCCAGGUCACGUAGAUGCUGAGCAAGAACUUCACGUAAGCUUACUGCAACAAGAUGACGAAGGUUCAGAAAGCGAUAUUGAAAUUAGCACAGCAAUGAUUAAUAAACCUACAAAUAUGCUUCAUUCCAGAAAUGUAGAACCUGACGUAGACCAUAAAUUUCUACGUCGCGUAUAUUCAGUGUCUGCCUUAGAACGACCACGUCCAACCACGCCAACUUCAUGGUGUGCUAUUGAAAAUUACGUGGAAAGUAACGUAAAAUCUGAUGACAAUUCUCAUGUAUCAUUCAAAUUAACUCCAAAAACAAAACAAAAAAUUCAUGUCAGCAUACCUAAUCAAAAUGAACGAAAAAGUCGUACUACACCAUUACAUGACUAUGAUCGAGAUAUCCUAGAAGAAGAUCCGAGAUAUCGCAAUGUUGCGCCCCCCAAACCCGUCAUCCAUCGUUGGGCAUCUACUGAAUGGGAAAGUUUCUUGGAUUCAGGUAAAUAA